Branchiostoma floridae (Florida lancelet) is the source of this 762-nucleotide messenger RNA. Its product is annotated as activating signal cointegrator 1 complex subunit 2 homolog. Lineage: Eukaryota; Metazoa; Chordata; Leptocardii; Amphioxiformes; Branchiostomatidae. The transcript has a single exon. The record is from RefSeq and is a predicted model, not a curated record. The coding region runs from base 1 to 762 and encodes 253 amino acids.
AUGGUUCCAAACAUCCGUCAGCCUGACCCGCGACAGCACCACCAGGGGAUAGUUCCAAACAUCCGCCAGCCUGACCCGAGACAGCAAUACCAGGGGAUGGUUCCAAACAUCCCCCAGCCUGACCCGCGACAGCACCACCAGGAGAUAGUUCCAAACAUCCGCCAGCCUGACCCGCGACAGCACCACCAGGGGAUAGUUCCAAACAUCCGCCAGCCUGACCCGAGACAGCAAUACCAGGGGAUGGUUCCAAACAUCCGCCAGCCUGACCCGCGACAGCACCACCAGGGGAUAGUUCCAAACAUCCGCCAGUCUGACCCGAGACAGCAAUACCAGGGGAUGGUUCCAAACAUCCGUCAGCCUGACCCGCGACAGCACCACCAGGGGAUAGUUCCAAACAUCCGCCAGCCUGACCCGCGACAGCACCACCAGGGGAUAGUUCCAAACAUCCCUCAGCCUGACCCGCGACAGCACCACCAGGGGAUAGUUUCAAACACCCGUCAGCCUGACCGACAGCAAUUCCAGGGGAUGGUUCCAAACAUCCGUCAGCCUGACCCGCGACAGCACCACCAGGGGAUGGUUCCAAACAUCCAUCAGCCUGACCGACAGCAAUACCGGGGGAUGGUUCCAAACGUCCGUCAGCCUAACCGACAGCAAUACCAGGGGAUGGUUCCAAACAUCCGUCAGCCUGACCGACAGCAAUUCCAGGGGAUGGUUCCAAACAUUCGUCAAUCUGUCCGUCUGCCGCACCCCGGACAGUACUGA